Messenger RNA from Emiliania huxleyi CCMP1516, 566 nucleotides. RefSeq lists its product as hypothetical. The transcript has 2 exons. NCBI's taxonomy places the organism in Eukaryota, Haptophyta, Isochrysidales, Noelaerhabdaceae. The record is from RefSeq and is a predicted model, not a curated record. The annotation marks the transcript as partial.
GUCAGCCUCGACCUGCCACCGGCUCGCGUCGACCGACCCGGCCGCGUGCCACACCUCCACAGCCCAGUGCGCCAGCCCGCAGAAGUUGCCCUCCUCGAUGCCCCAUCCCGUGGGCCACGCGGCCAAAGCGGUGCCGAGAGGCGGCGGCGGCGCCGCGGUCGCCUCGAGACGCGCCGCGACGGCGUCAAAGGCGAUCCGCCUCGCGCCCGUCGCGGCCGCCUCGGCCAGCAGCGCCUCCCCGGCCAGCCGCGGGAGGUCGCCCUCCGUCUCGAACCAGCACGACGAGCGGCCGUCGGCGCACGCCUCGUCCCACGCCUUGAGCUGGCGGACAAAGGCCGCCCAGCUCUUGAGGCCGGGCGAGGCCGCGGCGGGCGACGGGGCAAGGGAGCAGCCGGGCGAGGAGAGGCAGGAGGUGCUCGCCGGCGAGCGCUCCCGCGCCAGAAUGUGGCCGCAGGAAGAGCCUCCGGCGGGCCUCCGGCGGACGCCUGGCGGCGUGGCGCUGCGCGCCGGCCUGCGGCCCAAAGCCCGAACGAGCGGUCAAGUUAACUUGACGCGCCGAAUCCCUU